GGUUCCAAAAGCCGCGACGGUGGCGGCCUCCCAAUUUAUUUGAAGCCUUGUGGUCACCAUGAAAAACUAUUUUUAGUUCUCAGCGGUGGCCAUCAAAUUGCUGUGGCGCCACUGAAUUCACCACUAAAAUUCGGGGUUUGUACUAUAGUACGUGAAGUGCAAACGUGUUUGUACAUGUCUUAUGGGAAUUUUACAUUAGGUGACACAAAAGGUUUGCAAACUGUGUUCGGGGUGCGUCCGUAGUUGAACAGUUAUGGCUGAUUUUUUCAAUCGCGCUGUCCGCUUUGUUUGUUUGUCUUUUGCAAUCGUUUUUUCCGGGUAAUUUUGUGCAAUUCAGUGCUUUUUUUGGCUCAAUUCUGAUUCAGAUUUAAUCAGCCAGUCUGAGUAUGGAACAAUCUGAAAUGGCAGACGUCAUCUGUGAUUCCAUUAGAUGUCUGGAGACGAAAGUUGAUGGCUUGCAACGAGAAAUGAGGGAGUUAAUUCAAAGCAACAAAGAUCUAAAGAUCGAAUGUAGUGAGUUGAAGGUGAAAGUGGAUGGUUUGAUGGCCAAACAGGGUAAAGUUAACGUGCAGCUCAACUUGCUGAAUAAGUAUAUUGAAGGCGUGAAAUCCUACUUUCCCAUCGAAAACGUGGAAAAGUUGAUGGAGUUGGAGCAGAAAAUGGCUGAUAAUGAAGGAAUCAAAGCUGCUGUUGAAACACAACUUCGACGCCUUUUAAAGCCUGGCGAUAAAGAUUUCUUGCCGAAAGUUGCAAAAAUUGACGUGUUUGAAGAUUUUAAUGUUACGGGAAGGGGAAAGAGAAAAAAUAUCCUGGACCUGAAUAUUUUUAAAUACAGCGCAGAGAUAAUGCGUCUGAAUAGACAUGAGGUAAGACUACAUGUCGAGCGCCAGCAAUCGAAGUUGCGUCAAAAGAAAAUAAGGGCUGAGAAAAGUUCAAGGAUGGAAAACAUAGAAAAUAAUUCACCAGCAGCAGAACAGGAUCAGAAUCUGAAUGUAAAUGAGAGACACAGUGAGGUGACUUCUGAAAUUCCAGACCCAUUUGCAGUGGAGUUUCCUGAGCACAUAGCGCUUCCAUCUAAGUUGCGUAGAAUUUCUUAAAAUAAAUCCGUCGAUCACAUUAUAACGGAUCAUAUUUUAAGAGGAAAUGAUUUUCCUCUUUUCUUCGAAUAUUUUGUUCUCAAAACUUGGUCCAAAAUAAGUAAUAUAAUUUAUACGAUCUUAUUUUCCUAUAUAUCCAUCAAUUCUAAAAUAAACAUUUAAGAUUCAAAUCUCUAAAUAGGUCAUUUAAGCUCUUUUGUAUUCUUUAAUAGAUGUUCAAUUUCAAACUUUCACAUUUCUUUAAACGUAACCUAAACUAUAACAAAUUUGAAAAUAUUUAACUUAAAAAUAUCUAAAUUCUUUAAGUGUUCUGUGAUUUCAAAGUAUAUAAACUUUUCUGUGAUUUUAAAGGUUGUAGCUCAUUCUUUCUCUAAAAUAAGAAAAAUUAUAUACCAGAUUUUAACUCAGAAUAGAAAAUCUACUAUGACACUUAAUUUUUAAAAUUAAUAUUAAAUCUUUCUUUA
Phlebotomus papatasi is the source of this 1561-nucleotide messenger RNA. RefSeq lists its product as uncharacterized. The transcript has 7 exons. The coding region runs from base 387 to 1097 and encodes 236 amino acids. NCBI's taxonomy places the organism in Eukaryota, Metazoa, Arthropoda, Insecta, Diptera, Psychodidae. The record is from RefSeq and is a predicted model, not a curated record.